AUGCACAUAAUUCCUUCUCUUCCUCUGUCCCUCACUUUCUCUUUUUCUCUCUCACUCUUUCCCUUUUUUCUUUCUCUUUCUUUCUCUCUUUUUCUCUUUCUCUUUCUGUCUUUCUUUCUCUCUCUUUUCUUUCUCUCUUUUCUUUUCUCUCUCUUUUUCUUUUUUUUCUGUGUCUUUUCUCUCUUUCUCUCUCACUUUCUUUUUCUCUCUCCUCUUUCCCUUUUUUCUUUCUCUUUCUUUCUCUCUUUUUCUCUUUCUCUUUCUGUCUUUCUUUCUCUCUCUUUUUCUUUCUCUCUUUCUUUUUCUCUCUCUCUUUCUCUUUUUCUGUGUCUUUUUCUCUCUUUCUCUCUCACUUUCUCUUUUUCUCUCUCACUCUUUCCCUUUUUUCUUUCUCUUUCUUUCUCUCUUUUUCUCUUUCUCUUUUUCUUUCUCUUUCUCUUUUUCUUUCUCUUUCUGUCUUUCUUUCUCUCUCUUUUUCUUUCUCUCUUUCUUUUUCUCUCUCUCUUUCUCUUUUUCUGUGUCUUUUUCUCUCUUUCUCUCUCUCUUUCUCUUUUUCUCUCUUCUCUCUGGCUCCAUUUGUCUUCAUCCUUCUUCUUCUUCUUCUUCUUCUUCUUCUUCUUCUUCUUCUUCUUAUUCUUACCUCUCCUUUGCUUUCGUCUUCAAACUGUCACUCACUCACUCACUCACUCACCCACUCACUCACUCACUCAUUCUUUGUCUCUCUCUUGUUGUCGCAAGUCACCUUUCCAAAUCUUACUUCAUUCUUUCUGGUUUUCUCUUUCUAUCUUGAAAAGUUCCAUCUACUUUUCUUUCCUUUAUUCAUUUUCCCUCUCUCUUCACUUGAGUAAAUAUCUUAUUAUUCAUUGCUUCACUUAUUCACCAAUUUAUUUAUCCUCUUCCUUUCUUUCUCUUCAUAGACACUUCUUUUUUUUUCUUUCUUUCUUUCCCGAUUUCUUGCUUCUCACUUCUUUCUUCUUUUUUCUGUCUUUCUUUCUUUCUUUCUUUCUUUCUUUCUUUCUUUCUUUCUUUCUUUCUUGCUUCUCACAGACAUUUUUCUUCUUUUUUCUUUAUUUGUUUGUUUGUUUCCUUCUUUCUUUCUUUCUUUCUUUCUUUCUUUUCUUUUUUCUUUCUUUCUUUCUUUCUUUCUUUCUUUCUUUCUUUCUUUCUUUCUUUCUUUCUUUCUUCUCACAGAGAUUUCUCAAUUCUUUCCUUAUCACUUUCUUCUUCCCACAUUUACGAUGUUUUCAAUUUCUUUUUUCCGAUUUCAUUUUUUCUUUCAUUUGCAUACACAUUACUCUCUUUUUAUCUUAUUCUUUCUUUCUUUUUUUCUUUCUUUCUUUCUUUUUCAAAAAGGACAAUCUAUCUAUCUAUCUAUCUAUCUAUCUAUCUAUCUAUCUAUCUAUCUAA
Messenger RNA from Acanthosepion pharaonis, 1407 nucleotides. NCBI's taxonomy places the organism in Eukaryota, Metazoa, Mollusca, Cephalopoda, Sepiida, Sepiidae. The record is from the annotation of a GenBank genome assembly.